Galleria mellonella (greater wax moth) is the source of this 1468-nucleotide messenger RNA. It is a transcript of the gene Rnmt, whose product is annotated as mRNA cap guanine-N7 methyltransferase. Bases 142 to 1374 code for a protein of 410 amino acids. The record is from RefSeq and is a predicted model, not a curated record. The transcript is spliced from 2 exons. Lineage: Eukaryota; Metazoa; Arthropoda; Insecta; Lepidoptera; Pyralidae. Gene Ontology annotation, cellular component: nucleus. Gene Ontology annotation, molecular function: mRNA 5'-cap (guanine-N7-)-methyltransferase activity. Gene Ontology annotation, biological process: 7-methylguanosine mRNA capping.
AACCCUGAUAAACUCACCACAUAGUACCGUACGCUUUUAUAACACGUCCUUCGUCAUACUUUACUAUUUAUUUAAAUUUGUAAUAAUUUUCAUUAUAAAUAGUGCUUUUAUAACUUAAUAAGAUUUCAUUUUAUGUAGUUAAUGAUGUCGACUUCAACAGAUACUUUAUCACAAAACUUAAAAAGUGAUGAAAAUGGUGAAUCUAAAUCAAAUGACACUGAACACCUUGAAGGAAAUAAACUCUUGGUUAAAAGAAGAAAUUGCCAAGACGAAUUUGCGCCACCUUCAAAGUCUUUUAAAAAUGAUGAACAUAGUACCGUAGUAGCAGCUCAUUACAAUCAUCUUGAAGAAAAAGGACUAAAGGAAAGGUUCAAAUCUCCCAUAUUUUACGUACGAAAUUUUAAUAACUGGGUAAAAAGUGUGCUCAUUCAGGAGUACACAGAUAAAGUGAGAGAAAAAGACUAUGGUAAACCUAUCAUGGUGCUUGAUAUAUGUUGCGGUAAAGGAGGAGACCUCAGCAAGUGGCAAAAAGCGCGUGUUGAAAAAGUGAUAUUUGCUGAUAUAGCGGAUGUGUCUGUUCAGCAAUGUAAAAUUCGCUAUGAUGAUUUACAUAAAAGAUGUGGCAGACUUUACUCUGCUGAAUUCAUUGCAGCUGAUUGUACAAAAGAGACUCUGAGAGAUAAAUACUCAGACCCAUCAAUAAAUUUUGAUCUUGUAAGCUGUCAGUUUGGACUACAUUAUAGUUUUGAAAGUCUAGGCCAAGCUAGAAGAAUGCUCACUAACAUAACAGAGUGUCUCCGUCCAGGUGGAUAUUUUUUUGGUACUAUUCCAGAUGCAUAUGAAAUUAUUUCCCGAACUAAAAAGUCAGCUGAUGGGUCUUUUGGAAAUAGAAUCUACAAUAUUAAGUUAUUAUUUGAUUCCAAAACAGGUUAUCCAUUGUUUGGUGCAAAAUAUGAUUUCCAUUUAGAGGGAGUAGUAGAUUGUCCUGAGUUCUUAGUUAAUUUCGAACUAUUUGUUAAACUAGCUGCUGAGUAUGGACUUGAAUUAGUAUACAAAGCUAGGUUUUCAGAUUUCUUCAAAGAUCAUUCAGAUAACUAUAAACAGUUACUGCAUAGAAUCAUUUGUUUUGAAAGUUAUCCAGCACCGCCUGGUAAAGAACUCAUUGGAGAUGAGGCAGAAUAUGAGCAUGCAAAACAAUUUUGGGAAAAUAUGGAGAAGAAAAAUGAACAUGAUCAUAUUGGAACAAUGAGUAUGUGUGAAUGGGAAGUAGCCACUAUCUAUAUGGCAUUUGCAUUUAAGAAACAGAAGUCCACUUGGGAUUCAAAUGGAAAACCAGUAUACAAAUUGCCUCAAGAUGAGGAGAAAGCAGAGUGACAACUGAAACUUGACAAAACAUGAUAAUGAAGUAUACUGUACAUAUUCUACAUUGAAUCUUUAUUAUAUGAAUAAAAAAAUGAAUAACUAAUUA